This is a messenger RNA of Naumovozyma castellii, 1773 nucleotides long. It is a transcript of the gene RSM22, whose product is annotated as tRNA methyltransferase RSM22. The transcript has a single exon. Bases 1 to 1773 code for a protein of 590 amino acids. NCBI's taxonomy places the organism in Eukaryota, Fungi, Ascomycota, Saccharomycetes, Saccharomycetales, Saccharomycetaceae. The record is from RefSeq and is a predicted model, not a curated record.
AUGCUCGCCAUAAGAAGGAUACCGAGUCGUCUUGCACCUCUGACGAGACGUAAUAACUCUACCGCAAGGCUCCUUCCACAAACGCUGCGGGCUCAAUGUCACAGACCACAAGUAGCGCUGAACCCAGAUGUCGCCAAAGCCAUAAACAACAACAUCUUGUCCCUAGAUCAGCCAAAUAAUCUCCGGAGAGUAGCCAAGAACAAUUUCCUUAGGUUACAAACCGAGAACUUACAUAGGGCCCCCUUUACUUCCCUAGAGGUGGAUGCUCAUAUUGCAUCCAUCUUCGUGCAGAAUUAUGCAAGUGUAUAUCAGACUUUAAUGGAGUUGAAGAAGAGAAUGUCCAGUAGGGGCAAGGUAUGGAUGCCUGAUAAGGUACUGGAUGUCGGUUUUGGACCGGCUACUGGGAUUGUGGCUCUUAAUGAUAUAUUUCAAGAUGUUGAAUUCAAACCAAGAUUAAAGGAUGCCGUUAUACUGGGAUCAUUGGAUAUGCAAAGAAAGGCCAAGAUUAUAUUGAGUAGACAACGUCAUGAGGUAGUCGAUGCCAAGGACGACGAAGAUUCGAUACCGAGGGAGGAAAUUGUGGAUGAAGUGGAUGUCGCAGCGGCUGCAGAUCAAGAUGAUCUGAUAGGUGAAGUGAUGACGAAGAAAAUCAAAACGGUGACUCGACUUAGUGGUCGUCUCCCCGUUAAGAAUAAGUACGAUUUGAUUAUUGUGACGCAACAAUUACUGCAACAUGAAAGUAAAUUCAAUACUCAAGUGGAUGAAAACCUUGAAAAAUUCUUGAAAUUAUUGGCUCCAGGUGGGCACAUUGUCAUAAUUGAACGUGGGAACCCUCUAGGAUUUGAAAUAGUGGCAAAGGCGAGACAAAUCAUGAUAAGACCUGAGAACUAUCCUGAUGAACAUGGGAAGAUACCAAGACCAUGGUUAAGAGGAGUGCAGAUGGAAAAUAGUGAGGCACCAACUCCAAUGGAACAUAAUUACUAUCUCAAUAUAGUGGCACCUUGCCCACAUCAUAGGAAAUGUCCGUUACAAACAGGUAAUCCCCAUUUCUAUAGUUUUAAAGAGGGUAAAGAUUUGAAAACGUGUACUUUCCAGAAGUCUAUAGAGAGACCGAAAUUUAAUAUGGAGUUGAAAAGAGGGAAACUUUUGGCCACUGAAUGGAACGAUGAGGAAGGUGCUAGACCGAGCAGAGAUCUAAGGGGUACAGGGAGACCUAAUGGAAGAAAUUAUGAAAUUGUCAACUAUUCGUAUUUAAUUGCAGAGAGAUCACUGGCUGAUAAGGAAACAAUUUCCAAAAUUGAACAAAUGAGAGAAGAACAACUACAUAAUUUUGAAAUAGGAUCCCUUGGUGAUAAUACCCCAGAUACAUGGCCAAGAAUUAUUUCACAGCCUAUUAAGAGGAAAGGGCAUGUCAUCUUGGAUUUAUGUGCACCUUCAGGAAAGUUAGAAAAAUGGACUAUUCCUAAAUCCUUCUCGAAGGAGAUUUAUCAUGAUGCCAGGAAGGCAAUGAAGGGUGAUCUUUGGGGAUUAGAUGCUAAGACGAAAAUAAAGGGAAGAGGAAGCUUAAAUGUUACCAAAUUUGAGAAUUUGGAAAAGGAAAGAAUAAAGCAAACGAAGAAGGAGAGUAGAGUAAAGGAAAGGGAACUGGCUGAAACAUUUAAUCAAUUAUCUAAUGAUGAACUGGAAAUUGAUGAGCAGAGUGUUGAAAAGAUUGAAACACUAUCCACUAUUUAUGGUCAUUACUACGAGGACGCUGAAAAGAAAGGCAAUUGA